AUUCUCGAAGAAUAUGUACGCCGGCCUGCCAAUGCAAGUACUUUAAGGCAGUAUAUUUUCUACGGACGACAAAUGACAAGCGAUCGACUCAUCACUGCGGCCAAUUGGGUCCGGAACGAAUUAUUGACACGACUGGCACAUCGUAUACGGGAUUUCCAACAAUUGCCCUUCUUUGUGGGUAUGAACCCGCAUAUCGAGUUUGUAUACCGACUAUACUGGGGAGCAUUUGAAAAACUACGAAAACAACCGGCUAUCAAAACAUUGGACGAUAACGAGGACUUUUGCAAAUGUUUGGAGGACUUGUUGGAUGAUGGCCAGUUGGUGGUGCCAAAACUCGCAUUGGGCAUAACAGAAUGUGCACGGCAUUAUUCUGGCUCACAAGAUCUCGACCGGUUCAUGAAUCGAAUGCUGCGGUCAAGGAUAUCGCGACGGAUGUUGGCUGAACAGCAUCUGGCGCUGACAGAGGCGCAUGAGCACGGUUGGGAUAUGAUGGGCGAGGGCGCCGAUGGCUACGUGGGUAUUAUCUUUGUUCGAUGCUCGGCAAGUGAUCUGGUGUCACAGGCAACACGGUUGGUACGGCGCCAUGCAGAAACGAUCUAUGCCAAGCCAGAAAACUCUAGUCGGACUCCACCGGCCAUUCGAGUCAACAUCCAUCAGGACACCCAACAAGGCUUGCAACAAGUUCCAGAACAUUUAGAGUAUAUUUUAUUUGAAUUGCUAAGCAACGCGGUUCGAUUUACCAUGGCAGCAUGGGAAAAACAACCAGAAAACCCUUAUCCACCCGUCCAGCUUACUGUGAGUGCAAACGAAACAGAUGUCUACUUUCGCGUAACAGACCAAGGCAAAGGCAUUGCGCCUGAUGUUUACAAGCACUUGUGGUCGUAUCAAGCACGCGCUCCCUCUGGCCAAUUUCACCACUUCCAUCAAGUCCAAAAAAUGCCUUCCAGUAUAAGCGAACGUGCAACACAAGCAGCCGAUCUUGGACAAACUCACCUUGGUAUGGGCCUUACCAUGAGUCGGAUAUUAGCCGAGUACUGGGGUGGCGAAUUGCAGGUCAUGACGAUGGAAGGAUUUGGCACCGACGCCUACGUGAGAAUACCGCGAUUAGGCACCAAGGCAGAGAAUCUU
Molecule: messenger RNA, 1128 nt
Organism: Zychaea mexicana
Lineage: Eukaryota; Fungi; Mucoromycota; Mucoromycetes; Mucorales; Lichtheimiaceae
Product: branched-chain alpha-ketoacid dehydrogenase
Exons: 2
Biological process (GO): protein phosphorylation; regulation of glucose metabolic process
Cellular component (GO): mitochondrion
Molecular function (GO): pyruvate dehydrogenase (acetyl-transferring) kinase activity
Source: RefSeq, a predicted model, not a curated record